Molecule: messenger RNA, 1032 nt
Organism: Arachis stenosperma
Lineage: Eukaryota; Viridiplantae; Streptophyta; Magnoliopsida; Fabales; Fabaceae
Product: hyoscyamine 6-dioxygenase-like
Exons: 4
Coding region: 1-1032 (343 amino acids)
Source: RefSeq, a predicted model, not a curated record
AUGAAGUUGUUGGCAAAUAGGCUUGACAUUCAUCGUUUUUCAGAAGUGCCUAAAUAUUAUGUGCAACCAGCAGAAUCGAGAGCUGAUAAAGUGAUGAUGGUGAAGAAUGAUAGCAUACCCAUCAUUAAUCUUGGAGGACAUGAUCGUGCUCAUAUCAUCAACCAAAUUUUGAAAGCCUCUCAAGAAUAUGGCCUUUUUCAGGUGAUUAACCAUGGAGUUUCCAAAAAACUAAUGGACGAAACAAUGAACGUUUUUAAAGAAUUUCAUGGCAUGCCAGCUGAAGAAAAGAAAAUUCAGUGCUCUAAGGAUCCUGAUGGAAAAUUCAAGGUCUACACAAGUACUAAUUAUUUUCCAAAUAAAACAAGAAAAGACGGUGAAGUUGAAUGUUGGAAGGACACAUUCUUACAUCCUUGUCCUACUUCGGCAGAAAACAUGAACUACUGGCCUGACAAACCACACAAAUACCGUGAAAUUGUUGGUGAGUACACUAGAGGAUUGCAUGCACUAGCCCACAAAAUCCUAGAGAUGCUUGGUGAAGGUUUAGGAGUAGCCCCAAAAUAUAUCUAUAAUAAAAUGGGUGAGACUCCAACAAUUGUAGCACAACACUACCCAGCUUGCCCUGAUCCAAGUGUCACUUUGGGGAUUCCUAAGCACCGUGAUCCUUCUCUUGUUACAAUUCUGCUUCAAGAAGAACAGGUUCAAGGGCUUCACCUUGAGAAAGAUGGUCAAUGGAUUGCCGUUGACCCUAUUCCCAAUGCUUUUGUGGUUAACAUUGGUUUCAUCUUGCAGCUAAUGACUAAUGGAAAGGUUGUUGGUGGAAUUCACCGUGCUGUGACAAAUUCAAAAACUGCACGAACAAGUGUUGUUUAUCUAAUCUACCCAUCACCUAAAGCUAUUAUUAAACCUGCUGAAGAAUUUGUGAAUGAAAAAACUCCAACACUUGGUAAGUUUAUGAACUUUGAAGAUUUCCAUGCUUAUUACGUUAAGAACGGUAUGAAAACUGAAGAGGAGUACUUCAAGAUCAAGCCAUAA